ACGGGCCCCCGUAGCACAGCCCUUCUCGCGAACUCCGCGUCUUAUUGGUGGCGGGAGAAGUGGGCGGGUCCACUGCGCAGCCCGAGGAAGAGGGCGGCGGCGUUGGCGGGGACGGAACGAAGCCCGGUGACAGGAUGGCUGGGCACAGAUUGGUGUUGGUCUUAGGAGAUCUGCACAUCCCACACCGCUGCAACAGCCUGCCGGCGAAAUUUAAAAAGCUCCUGGUGCCAGGGAAAAUCCAGCACAUUCUCUGCACUGGAAACCUUUGCACCAAGGAGAGUUAUGACUAUCUCAAGACUCUGGCUGGUGACGUCCACAUCGUAAGAGGAGACUUCGAUGAGAAUCUCAAUUAUCCAGAACAGAAGGUUGUGACUGUGGGGCAGUUCAAGAUCGGUCUGAUCCAUGGACACCAAGUUAUUCCAUGGGGAGACAUGGCUAGCUUGGCCCUGCUGCAGAGGCAGUUUGAUGUGGACAUUCUUAUCUCAGGACACACACACAAAUUUGAAGCAUUUGAACAUGAAAAUAAGUUCUACAUUAACCCAGGUUCUGCCACUGGAGCCUAUAAUGCCUUGGAAACAAAUAUUAUUCCGUCGUUUGUGCUGAUGGACAUCCAGGCUUCCACAGUGGUCACUUACGUCUAUCAGCUCAUUGGAGAUGACGUGAAAGUAGAACGAAUUGAAUACAAAAAAUCUUAAAGCUAGGCUUGUCUUGAUCAUUUUGUUUUGUUUUUUCAUUUUCUUGUUCAAAUCAAUUAAUUAAACACUUAUGAGGCACACAGUUGUAUCACUUUUAUAAUAUUUUGCACUAAAAAGUCUUCUCUGUUUAAUACAUAGUUGCUCUAAGCUUCUUGUAAACUGUAAGAAUAUACUUAGUUUGCAGUAUAUGAUUUCUAUGACAAGAAGUCCACCAUACAGUACAGGGCCAUGUUAGAAAAAUGUAUCUUUGUAAAUAUCUUCCUUCUUGGUAUUUGGACUUCAUUAUGAAACUAGUGCAUGAAGAGAAAGAAUCCAGAAUUUCUGUGUAUGUUUUCUCUUCUCUGGUAAUAAAUGUUUACCUUCCAUUUAGA
Molecule: messenger RNA, 1066 nt
Organism: Peromyscus leucopus (white-footed mouse)
Lineage: Eukaryota; Metazoa; Chordata; Mammalia; Rodentia; Cricetidae
Gene: Vps29
Product: VPS29 retromer complex component
Exons: 5
Coding region: 135-695 (186 amino acids)
Biological process (GO): intracellular protein transport; retrograde transport, endosome to Golgi
Cellular component (GO): retromer complex; endosome
Source: RefSeq, a predicted model, not a curated record